AAUUCCCAAAAACUAUUCUUGCUUUACGAGGGCAAAGGAAGCCCUAACCGCGGUUUCCCCGACAUUCCGUUGAUAGGCAAAGACACGCUAUAGGAGAAAAGUGAGAGGAGUGAAACCCCAGGAUCAGCUGAGAAAAUGCCGAUGAAGACUAUGGAUGCAACCGUUGCCACCUUCGACGGUGUCUUGGAAAAGUUCAGAUCGGAAGCCCACAAGAACAAGGCCAAUCUCAUCCUCUUCUUGGCCGACAUCGACCCUUCCACCUCUCUCAGCUGGUGCCCUGAUUGUGUGAGAGCUGAACCUGUCAUUUACAAAAAGCUAGAAGCAUCACCUGAUGAUGUGGCACUCCUGCGAGCAUAUGUUGGAGACAGACCUACAUGGAGGAAUCCCCAACAUCCAUGGAGAGUUGAUUCAAGGUUCAAACUCAAAGGAGUCCCUACGCUUGUCCGAUGGGAAGAUGAAACCGUCAAAGGCCGCCUUGAAGACCAUGAAGCCCACCUCGAACACAAAAUAGAUGCCCUUGUUGCUGGAAAGUAAUAUGCAUGAUCGAUUCCCCAAUAAGGACUGUUUGGAUACAUUUGUAUUGGUAGAAUAAUCUGCAGCUAAACUGGGCAGUUCGCAUGUGUUUAACGCUACUUAAUUACGUUUACAUUCUCUUUUCUAGCCGAUGAAGUACUAUUAUAUGCUUUUGAUAUGUGAGAUUGAAACUUGAAUUAUGUGGAAAUGAACCAGACAAUACCAUCUAUAACAUUUUGCUGGUCA
Rhododendron vialii is the source of this 759-nucleotide messenger RNA. Its product is annotated as thioredoxin-like protein Clot. Bases 136 to 534 code for a protein of 132 amino acids. The record is from RefSeq and is a predicted model, not a curated record. Gene Ontology annotation, molecular function: protein-disulfide reductase [NAD(P)H] activity. The transcript is spliced from 2 exons. Lineage: Eukaryota; Viridiplantae; Streptophyta; Magnoliopsida; Ericales; Ericaceae. Gene Ontology annotation, cellular component: cytosol.